AAAAUGAUAACCGCUGACCAUAUUCAGUGUUCGAUCAGUUCAUCUUCGGUUUUGCCUCAAAAUUUUGUGUCAUUUUUUUACACGAUCUUAGGCCUUACCCCGUAAAUAAUCAUUCUUGAGUAUGUGGGCAAGCAUCAAGGGGUUCUUGCAGCGUCAUCGACGUAAACUACUCAUUGGUGGAGUGGCGAUUGUUGGUGUUUAUGCUGCAGCAAGAUAUGCAAAAUGGCGCGUCACUGAAUGGAAACAACAACAAGAACGAGAAUAUCUUGAACGAGCUCGCAAACAACAUCAUUUUGAGAGCAAUCAGAGAACUUGUAGCAUCACUCUUUACUCUCUUAUCCCGUCUCUCAGGGAUUCGUUGCUCGAAAAACUUAAUAGCGAAGAAAUUACUUCAAAACUUCGCGAAAAACCUGACAACAAACUCGAACUUUGGGAAGAGUUAAAAGUGUCGAGCUUUGCUCGUACAAUUUCUGCAGUUUACUCGUCUUGUCUUCUGUUUGUUUUCUUACGCGUACAGCUAAAUAUCAUCGGUGGUUAUAUGUAUUUAGAUAGCUUGGUUUGCACUGAUGAGCAAGGUUCUAAUGGCAGAAAGAUGCGUGUUGCUGAAGAGAUUCAGAAGAAAUACUUAGCACUUGUAAAAUACUUGAUGAGUGAGGGACUGGAUGAUAUGAUAGUUGCUGUAAAGAAAGCAACAGAAGCCAUUCUUGAUGAAGUUUCCUUGAAGGAAAAUUUCACUCCAUCUGAGCUUCAACGUCUGAUCAAUCACAUCCGUCAGACAUUUGAAUUCUCGCAGCACACAUACCACUCUACUAAACUAAGAAAUGGAGAAAGAUCAUUUGCAAGUUCAAGACCCUUCUGUCACUUUAUGGUCCCAAGGGACUUUCAGGGCCUUUAUAAUAUGGAAGACGAGGAUGAUACAAAAUUUGUUAACCUUGUAGAAGAGACCCUUGAUGUUCUGGAGAGUGAAGAUUGUAAUGCUGUUCUGCAGUCAUGCUUAGAUGUUGCAUUCAACCAUGUUAUUAACAAUGUUGCAGCAUUUUUUGAACCAGAUAGCUAUAGUGCAGAACUUGGUGCUGUUAGUGGCUCCCCCCUAGAAGUAUCAGUCAGCCUCCCCCUGGCAAAGAUCAUCCCAAUAAUGAAUGGACAGAUACAUCACAUGUUUAGUGAUGCCGAUAGCAGCUAUAUACAGGAUUUAUUCAAGGUCAGGUGUUCUGGAGACUUUGCUGCUAAUAUUUAUGAAGCUUUUAGUACUGAAGUAGACUAAUUCAAGGCUCAUGCAACACACACCUAAAUGUAUACGUUUCUACAACAUUUUGUAUUAUAUAUAAGAGGAGACAUUAUAUUACUAAUAUAUCUCAAAAAUAUUAAUUAGUACUAAGCAUCUCAGCUUUUAUUAAAUGAGAGAAAAGUGUGUGACAUCAAAAGAUAACCAGUAACCCAUCCUACAUCUCCUUCAUUUCAAGAAUCACACAGCAAAAACAAUAAUAGAUAAAAGACUUGAGAUAUUAAAAAAAAACAUUACAAACCAAUGAUUUUCCUAGAUUAGUUGUAAGAUCUAUGAGCAUUUAACUAGCGUAAAAAUAUCUGAUUCAGCUCUUUGCAAAUAAUAUGUUUUGCAAAUGUAGCUGUUUAUAAUUAUGAUUGUUAUGUACUGUAAAUAGAUGUAGCUAGCUAGGUUUGCAAAGUGGCAGAGUUUUGUAAUUGUAAAGAAAUGUCAGUGAAACAUAAAGCUUUUCUACUUUAAACAAA
Messenger RNA from Actinia tenebrosa (Australian red waratah sea anemone), 1749 nucleotides. RefSeq names its product peroxisomal biogenesis factor 3. Gene Ontology annotation, biological process: protein import into peroxisome membrane. Gene Ontology annotation, cellular component: peroxisomal membrane. Lineage: Eukaryota; Metazoa; Cnidaria; Anthozoa; Actiniaria; Actiniidae. The record is from RefSeq and is a predicted model, not a curated record. Gene Ontology annotation, molecular function: protein-macromolecule adaptor activity.